Molecule: messenger RNA, 2019 nt
Organism: Kazachstania africana CBS 2517
Lineage: Eukaryota; Fungi; Ascomycota; Saccharomycetes; Saccharomycetales; Saccharomycetaceae
Gene: CDC4
Product: SCF ubiquitin ligase complex subunit CDC4
Exons: 1
Coding region: 1-2019 (672 amino acids)
Biological process (GO): proteasome-mediated ubiquitin-dependent protein catabolic process; ubiquitin recycling
Cellular component (GO): nucleus; cytoplasm
Molecular function (GO): ubiquitin binding
Source: RefSeq, a predicted model, not a curated record
AUGCCAUCACAGUAUCCAUUACGUGAUAUUCCAAUACCAUAUAGGUACAUAAAUGAUAAAGUUAAUGAGCAAAAUGGCAACAGAUUAAUAAAUAGUUACGAUUCUUUGCUUGAUUCCAACGAGCAAAAUAAAAUAUUGAAUUUGUCAAAGCGUAAAAGAGAUUCUACUUCGAGAAGUAGCAUUAGUAACACUAAUAGUAAUGACUGUGAGAAUAAAAGAUUAAAAGCAAAUGACUCAACUACCUUAAAGAUCGUAACUACUCCUGUACAUACGGAAGAGGUGGAAAAUACAAAUAUUACUAGUACAACGACAACGAAUAACACUAUACUGGAAGACGCCUUACCAUUAUCUCCUGUUGCAUCAUCAGGAAUGAGCACACCAGAGGGAAUAGCAGGCUCUGAUACAGAAGAAAAUCAAGACGAUAAAUUUGAUAGAAUAUUGAAUGAGAUUAAGAGUUUAAAUAAAACGGAAAUUCAAAAUAUAGCAUAUCAGCUUCUGAGAAAUUUGGAUAGAAGUCAACUAGCUGAUUUGAAUACACUAGUGAGAGAUAAUCUAAAAAGAGAUUUUGUAUCGUCAUUACCGAUGGAAAUUUCAUUAAAGAUCUUAACGAAUUUAUCUUUCAAUGACAUAGUAUCAUGUUUUCUGGUUUGUACAAAUUGGAAUAAAGUCAUUCAUAAUACGCCGUACCUUUGGAAAUAUUUACUAAUUUCUGAGAGUUUUGUCAGUAAAGAGAAUUUUAAAAAAUAUGUGGAAAUAUUAAGAGUAAAAUAUCCUACUAUGUCAAAUAUUGAAGAUGCCUAUAAAUUUGACUUUUUGAACAAUUGUCAAAUUUUAAAAAAUUGGUACAAUCCAAAAUUUAUACCACAGCGAACCACUCUAAGAGGUCAUAUGACCAGCGUUGUUACGUGCUUACAAUUUGAAGAUGAUUAUGUCAUAACGGGGGCAGAUGAUAAGAUGAUUAGAAUAUAUGAUUCUAAUACAAAAAAUUUCUUAUUAGAAUUAAGUGGUCAUGAAGGUGGGGUUUGGGCAUUAAAAUAUGAUAUGGAUGGCAUUGUAGUAAGUGGUUCCACUGACCGUUGCGUACGAGUAUGGGAUAUCAAACGUGGAUGUUGUCUCCAUGUCUUUAAGGGGCAUUCAUCAACGGUUAGAUGUCUUGAUAUUGUGGAAUUUAAAGGUAUCAAAUAUAUUAUUACUGGAUCAAGAGAUAACACGUUACAUGUUUGGAAAUUAUCACCGGAAGUUUAUAACCGUGACAGUGAAAACGAUCAUCUUAAUCGAUGGCCAAUUGUUUAUGAUACACCAGAGGAAAAUCCAUAUUUUGUCGGUGUGUUAAGAGGUCACUUAGCCUCGGUGCGUGCCGUUUCGGGACAUGGAAACAUUGUAAUUAGUGGUUCAUACGAUAAUACAUUAAUGGUUUGGGAUAUUGUCCAAAUGAAAUGUCUUUAUAUCUUAGCUGGCCAUACGGAUAGAAUUUAUUCUACGACAUACGAUUAUAAGAGACAAAGAUGUAUAUCUGCAAGUAUGGAUUCAUCAAUUAGGGUAUGGGACUUGAAAAAUAUUUGGAAAAAUGGUAUUUGCCAAACAAUUAGUUGUUCUGGUACAAUGUGUACUAAGAUCACCGAAUCAUAUAAGAUUUUGAGUGGACACACAGCAUUGGUUGGAUUAUUAAAAUUAUCUGAUAAAUUUUUGGUGAGUGCUGCGGCUGAUGGUACAUUGAAAGGAUGGGAUUCAAAUGAUUAUUCGCGUAAAUUUGCAUAUCAUCAUAGUAAUUUGAGUGCAAUUACAACAUUUUAUAUGAAUGACAAUUUAUUAGUGAGUGGAUCAGAAGGCCAAUUCAACAUUUAUAAUUUAAGAAAUGGUAAUUUAGUUCAUUCGAAUAUCCUAAGAGAUGCAGAACAAAUUUGGUCCGUUAAUUUUAAAGGUAGAAUAUUAGUUGCGGCAGUUGAGAAAAAUGGGCAAAGUUACAUUGAAAUGUUAGACUUUGGUAUUUUUGAAACUGUACCGACUAUAAGAUUAUAA